UCCCUUUUUACUUCUCUCCCAAAUUUACCUGAUAAAUUGGAACUUGAUGUCGAUCCUCCGAGAGUUGGAGCACUUUAGAAUUCCAUUGAAAGACAUACAGGAAGCCACCAAUAACUUCGAUCAAGAAAAUUUCAUUGGAGUGGGUGGUUAUGGGAAGGUGCAUAAAGGAAAACUUGCACUCUCUAACGGGGUUGUCAUGGUGGCAGCAAAGCAGGUUGAUCGAACAACUAGACAUGGAAAAGACCAUUUCCUAAAUGAGAUCAGAGUGCUUUCUUCAUAUAAACACGCAAAUAUUGUCUCUUUUAUUGGCUUCUGUGAUGAGAAUAAUGAGAAGAUCCUUGUUCAGGAGUUUGUGACAAAUGGAAGCCUUGACAAAUAUGUGAGUAGUGCAAAGCUCACAUGGUUGAAGCGUCUCCAAAUUUGUCUGGGUGCAGCUCGUGGCUUGGAAUAUCUUCACAAUGGUGUCAAAGGCCAGAGUGGUGUCCUUCACCGUGACCUGAGGAGCAGAACCAUUCUAUUAGACCAAGGUUGGCAGGCAAAGAUAGGUGGUUUUGGGCUCUCCAUGAUGGCUUCUAUGGAUUCGACCAUUUUCGGUAUCUUUGGGGCACCAGGCUAUAUGGACCCAGAAUACAUACAAACUGGCAUUGUAGCAAAAGAGUCAGAUGUAUACUCUUUUGGGGUGGUAUUAUAUGAAGUCCUAUGUGGAAGGCUAGCAUAUGAAACAUAUGAAGAUCACAAACAACUUCUUGGUCCAUUUGCUCGUCACCAUUAUGAAGUGGGGAAAUUAAACGAGAUCAUAGAUCCCAUUCUGAGGGAACAAAUGAACCCAGAUUCCUUGGAGGCUUUUUCAGUUAUUGCAUAUCAAUGCCUAGAAAAGUAUAAAUCCAAACGGCCAACGAUGAAUCAAAUUGUGCAAAAACUUGAGCAAGUCUUGGGACUUCAACAAGAAUUUGAGAAGGCAUUAGCACUGCAAAAAGUUGCCCUUGAUUUGGAAGGAAAACAAGAAGAUGAUCACUCUUACAAGGUGAAAAACCUGGAAUACAUGAAAAUUCCAUUAGAACAGAUAAAGUUGGCAACUCGUGAUUUUCAUGAUGAUUCUAUUAUCGGACAUGGUGGAUAUGGGAAAGUGUACAAAACCGAUCUCUUCCACUUUGAUGUACAAAAAUACGUCCAAGAGAAUAUGUUUCAGCGAGUGUCAAUGGUUGAACUCUCUGACUACCAAAGAAGAAAAAGCACAGUUGCUGUUAAGCGAUUAGAUCGUAGAUACGGACAAGGAACUGCCGAGUUCUUGCAAGAAAUUUCAGUGCUUCCUUAUUUUAGGCACCCAAAUCUUAUCACUCUUCUUGGCUUUUGCGAUGAAGGUCAGGAGCGUAUUCUUGUAUACGAGUAUGCCUCAAAGGGAAGCCUUGAUGCAUAUAUUUGUAGUACUGAUACCAAGAAAAAUCACACAUGGGCGCAACGGUUGCAGAUUUGCCUUGAUGCAGCCCGUGGGAUUGAAUUUCUCCAUAAUGGUGUUGGAGAGUAUCACAGGAUAAUACAUCGCGAUAUAAAGAGCUCAAAUAUUCUAUUGGGUCAGAAUUGGGUAGGAAAGAUUAGUGACUUUGGGUUGUCAAGAAUCGGCCCUGCAAAUCUGCAAGCCACCUUUGUCAUGACUCAAGUUGCAGGCACACUCGAAUAUGUUGAUCCACAAUACCACAAGACAGGUGUGUUGACAAAGGGGUCUGAUGUGUACUCCUUUGGAGUGGUUCUAUUCGAAGUAUUGAGUGGAAGGUUGGCGUAUUUUCAAAAGUCCAAAGAUGACCAAGAAUUUUUACCCCACAUGGCCAAACGUUGUUUUGAGCAGAAGAAGGUCAAUGAGAUUGUUGAUCCUAAGUUGAAGAAAGAAUUUGAAAAAGGUUCUUCCACUUUUGAUGAUGAAACCUGUCCAAAUUCCAUAAGUAUAUUUGCAACAAUUGCAUAUAAAUGCUUGCAAGAAAAACGAGAUGGACGCCCCACAAUGCUUGAUGUCGUGGAAGAACUUGAAAAAGCAUUGAAAUCUCAUGUAAAAGGAGUGGAAGCUCUAAGAACUUCAUUUGAUGCAAUUAGAUUUGCCACAAAUGAUUUUAGUGAUAUAAUGGAGCACAAAGAAUAUGGCAAGGCGUAUAGAGGAGAACUUUCUCAUCCCAGGGGAAGCAACGCUGUUGUUGUAAAGAGGCUCGAUCCUCUAGCGUCUUCAUAUGGAAACGAAUUUUAUAAAGAGAUUGCCAUACUUUAUAGUUAUAGCCACAAGAAUAUCAUUCCUCUUUUAGGAUUUUGUGAAGAGGCGAACGAGAGGAUUGUUCUUUUUGAGCAUAUGGUCAACGGAAGUUUGAAAGAGCAUGUGAAAAGUGCUAGCCUAACAUGGAAACAACGGCUGAAGAUAUGCGUUGAAGCUGCACGUGGGCUAGCUUACAUUCAUAGUAGUGGUGCUGAUACCAGACACUCAAUUCAUGGCGACAUAAAAAGCAGCAGCAUUUUACUAAAUGAUGAAUGGGAAGCUGUUAUUUCUGAUCUCAUCAUACCCAAAGGUGUAGGCACGUUAGGCUAUUAUGAUCCACUCUAUGCAACCACAGGCAUCCUAACCCAUAAAUCAGAUGUCUACUCCUUUGGCGUGGUCUUAUUUGAAGUCUUAUCUGGGAGAUUUGCAAUUGAAACACUUAAAAUGGAUCAGCAAGAUCCAUGCCAUGAAUUUGAAGACCAGAAAAGAGGGGCAAAUGGAGAUGGUCAAAUGAUUUUUCUUGCACGGUUGGCUGCAUAUUGCUUCAAAAAUAAAAAAUUAGAUGGUAUUAUUUUUCAUGAUAUCAAGGGACAACUUGAUGCAAAAUCCUUGGUUAUCUUUUCAACUAUUGCCUAUCGUUGCUUGAAAGAACAGUUAGAGGAGCGUCCAACAAUAGGGGAGGUUGUAAAAGAACUUGAGAAAGCCUUCGAAUGUCAAGAUGAGUCCGAAUGGGAGAAAAAGCUGCCAAGAGAUUAUGAAAAAAUAAUCCAAAUGUCAAAAUAUCCUGUGCCCAAUACAAGCACCAAGAAGGAUCUCCAUUCCCUGCUUUCUUCAGGAAUCCUCCUUCACAAUGAACAGCUGUGGUUUUCAAUAAGCACUGAUGGAGUGACAAAAGAAAUGGUAUCAGCAACAAAGUUUUCAUACAAAAAUGUGAAGUGGAGAUCUAUACGAAAAUCGAGGUUUUCAAAGGUUGCAAGGGUUUCCGAUAUCUCAAAUCUCAAUAUCCAAAUUCAGAUAAAACCUCAAUUUUUAACUCAAGAUAUCAUGUACGGUGCUUACCUAGUGUUCAAGUUUUAUGAUCGAAGAAAGGUUUCUAGCCAGCCAUUAUAUGUGAACCUAAAAUACAAGAAGGCAGGUGAAACACUAAAUGCAUAUUUUGCGGAGUGGAGAGCCGAAGGAAAGUGGUUGACAAUCGAACUGUUCCGAUUCUGGAAUAAUAACGAAACAACCUAUUUUGAUGUUGUACUAGAGAGUUUCUCUCGUUAUUAUUGCGGCAAUUGUGGCAUCUUUGUUGAAGGCAUAGAGUUUCAGGCCAUUCGUAGCGUGGAUUGUAUCGAGAAUAAAGAACUGAAUGUUGAAAAGAACUUACGAACACUUUCGAGACCCGAGUUGGACAUGGGCUGGAUGGAACAAAUGGCAACUGAAUGUCAAGAAAUAAUCAACAGGUCUGAACAGGUGUUUUCACGCAAAGUGAAUGGGAAGAGAUGCCAUAUGCUACCUGCAAAAGCGGUUAUAUACGACCCUUCAAAUGUAAAGUCCUACAGUCGAAAACCUGAUCAACCCCAAUCCAGAUUUGCAGAGUCUGUCGAGAUUCUCUCACGCCAUGAAUUGCGUAUCAAAUGUGACAUUGAAAAACAAAUGCUCUCAUCAGAUACGACGUAUGCUUGUUUCCUUGUGUUCAAGCUUUCAGAAAAAUGUCGUGGGCUUAAGUGUCCAGUGAAGGCGCGGGAUCUACUACCCUAUAAAAAUCACGAGAGAACCAAAAUCAUAUCUUUCACGUCGCCGAGCACAGUGAAUUUGGACAAAAUUAAAUGGAUUCCAAAACAAAGGGAAGAUGGGUGGAUGGAGGUUAUAGUGUGGGAAACUAUAUCUAAUAUGCAUAAUGGUGAGCUUAUUCCUAUGGAUUUGAAGCUUAUAAGUUUUGAAGGAACCAUGUUUGGUCUUGUUGUAUGUGGCAUUGAGUUUCGUCCUAUCUAAGAGUAAAUGCAUGCAAUCAC
This is a messenger RNA of Cynara cardunculus var. scolymus (artichoke), 4233 nucleotides long. RefSeq lists its product as uncharacterized. Gene Ontology annotation, cellular component: plasma membrane; plasmodesma. Bases 47 to 4213 code for a protein of 1388 amino acids. Gene Ontology annotation, molecular function: transmembrane receptor protein tyrosine kinase activity; ATP binding. The record is from RefSeq and is a predicted model, not a curated record. Lineage: Eukaryota; Viridiplantae; Streptophyta; Magnoliopsida; Asterales; Asteraceae. The transcript is spliced from 9 exons. Gene Ontology annotation, biological process: protein autophosphorylation.